Molecule: messenger RNA, 1446 nt
Organism: Nomascus leucogenys (northern white-cheeked gibbon)
Lineage: Eukaryota; Metazoa; Chordata; Mammalia; Primates; Hylobatidae
Gene: PRSS35
Product: serine protease 35
Biological process (GO): proteolysis
Molecular function (GO): serine-type endopeptidase activity
Source: RefSeq, a predicted model, not a curated record
CCGGCCUUGGCGGGGCGGCCUCCGGCUCAGGCUGGCUGCGAGGCUCCCAGCUCUGAUCUCAGCUGACAGUGCCCUCGGGGACCAAACAAGCCUCGCAGGACAAAAUUAGAAGAUCAAAAUGGAAAAUAUGCUACUUUGGUUGAUAUUUUUCACCCCUGGGUGGACCCUCAUUGAUGGAUCUGAAAUGGAACGGGAUUUUAUGUGGCACUUGAGAAAGGUACCCCGGAUUGUCAGUGAAAGGACUUUCCAUCUCACCAGCCCCGCAUUUGAGGCAGAUGCUAAGAUGAUGGUAAAUACAGCGUGUGGCAUCGAAUGCCAGAAGGAACUCCCAACUCCCAGCCUUUCUGAAUUGGAGGAUUAUCUCUCCUAUGAGACUGUCUUUGAGAAUGGCACCCGAACCUUAACCAGGGUGAAAGUUCAAGAUCUGGUUCUUGAGCCGACUCAAAAUAUCACCGCAAAGGGAGUAUCUGUCAGGAGAAAGAGACAGGUGUAUGGCACCGACAGCAGGUUCAGCAUCUUGGACAAAAGGUUCUUGACCAAUUUCCCUUUCAGCACAGCUGUGAAGCUUUCCACGGGCUGUAGUGGCAUUCUCCUUUCCCCUCAGCACGUUCUAACUGCUGCCCACUGCGUUCAUGAUGGAAAGGACUAUGUCAAAGGGAGUAAAAAGCUAAGGGUAGGGUUGUUGAAGAUGAGGAAUAAAAGUGGAGGCAAGAAACGUCGAGGUUCUAAGAGGAGCAGAAGAGAAGCUAGUGGUGGUGACCCAAGAGAGGGUACCAGAGAGCAUCUGCAGGAGAGAGCCAAGGGUGGGAGGAGCAGAAAACAAGCUGGCCGGGGUCAGAGGCUUGCCGAAGGGAGGCCUUCCUUCCAGUGGACCCGGGUCAAGAAUACCCACAUUCCGAAGGGCUGGGCACGAGGAGGCCUGGGGGACGCUGCCUUGGAGUACGACUAUGCCCUCCUGGAGCUGAAGCGCGCGCACAAAAAGAAAUACAUGGAACUUGGAAUCAGCCCAGCGAUCAGGAAAAUGCCUGGUGGAAUGAUCCACUUCUCAGGAUUUGAUAACGAUAGGGCCGAUCAGUUGGUGUAUCGGUUUUGCAGUGUGUCCGACGAAUCCAGCGAUCUCCUUUACCAAUACUGCGAUGCUGAGUCGGGCUCCACCGGUUCCGGGGUCUAUCUGCGUCUGAAAGAUCCAGACAAAAAGAACUGGAAGCGCAAAAUCAUUGCGGUCUACUCAGGCCACCAGUGGGUGGAUGUCCACGGGGUCCAGAAGGACUACAAUGUUGCCGUUCGCAUCACUCCCCUCAAAUACGCCCAGAUUUGCCUCUGGAUUCACGGCAACGAUGCCAAUUGUGCUUAUGGCUAACAGAGACCUGAAACAGGGCGGUGUCUCAUCCAAAUCACAGAGAAAACCAGCUCUGCUUACUGUAGUGAGAUCCCUUCAUAGCUUAU